Molecule: messenger RNA, 1526 nt
Organism: Prunus mume (Japanese apricot)
Lineage: Eukaryota; Viridiplantae; Streptophyta; Magnoliopsida; Rosales; Rosaceae
Source: RefSeq, a predicted model, not a curated record
CCGAAAUGGCCUUGUCUAGUAGAUGGAAACUUCUGAAUAAAGAGUUAGGGAAAUGGAGAAAUGCCUUGACAAAAGCAAAGGCGAACAUUCAAAGCGGUCAAAAUUUGACCGAUGAGCAGUUCGUGCGGUGGUUUCGGGAGGCUUGGCCCUACUUGUGGGCCCACCGCGGAGGCACUUUCGUCAUCAUCAUAUCCGGCGAAGUUGCGUCAAACCCAAACUACUUAAACCCUCUUCUCAAGGACAUUGCCUUUCUCCAUCACUUGGGGAUCAGGUUCGUUCUUGUUCCAGCCACCGACGUAGAGAUCCAUAAACUUCUGGCAGGCAGAGGAAAGAAGCCAGAGUUCGUCGGUCCUUACAUAGUCACCGACCCGGAAACCCUAGACGCCGCAAAGGAGGCGUCCGGGCUUAUUUGUUCGAACAUAGAGGCAGUUCUUUCCGCAGGGCCCUCCAUAUCCAACAUCCGACUUCGACAUGGCAGCGAUAGCAGCCGUCUUCAUGACGUCGGCGUGAGCGUUGCAAGCGGCAACUUUGUUGCGGCCAAAAGAAGAGGAGUUGUUACCGGUGUUGAUUAUGGGGAAACCGGCGAGGUUAAGAAAGUGGACGUCCGUCGGAUCCGCGAGAGGCUCGACGGUGGCGAUUGCAUUGUGUUGUUGCGCAACAUAGGCUAUUCCAGUUCCGGCGAGUCUUUGAAUUGCAACACUUAUGAGGUUGGAACGGCUUGCUCCCUUGCUAUUGAAGCAGACAAGCUCAUCUGCAUAAUGGACGGCCCGAUUCUCGACGAUAAGCGUCUCAUUCGGUUCCUCACUCUUGAAGAGGCGGAGGCAGAGGCAGACAUGUUGAUUCAAAAGCGAAAGCAAGAGCACCACCAAGGUUUAGGUUUUGCUGUUGGGGGUUAUGAGAGGCAGCAACAAAGCCAUCGGUUAAAUGGCUACAUUUCAGAACUGGCUGCUGCAGCCUUUGUUUGCAGGGGAGGGGUUGAGAGAGUUCAUCUCUUAGAUGGAACUAAGGGCGGUGUUUUGUUGUUGGAGUUGUUUAAAAGAGAUGGGGUGGGGACGAUGGUUGCAAGCGACGUUUACCAAGGAACCCGAAUGGCCACAGAGUCAGAUUUCUCUCGAGUGAGAGAAUUUAUACAAGCUUCAGAAGCUUCUGGAGAACUGGUUAGGAGAAGUGAUGAGGAGCUGCUUGAGAUGAUAUUGCUGGAUUGCUUCGCUGUUGUUGAAAGAGAAGGUCAAAUCGUUGCGUGUGCUGCUCUAGUUUCUUUCUCGGAAGAAAAAUGUGGGGAGGUUGCUUCUUUUGCAGUUUCUAUUGACUGCCGUCAACAGGGGCAGGGACAUAAGCUUCUUGAUUACAUUGAGAAGAAGGCAACUUGUCUCGGAUUGGACAAGCUCUUCUUGCUUACAACUAGAGCUUUCGAUUGGUUCAAGAGACGUGGGUAUUUUGAAUGUUCAAUUGAAUCAAUACCCGAGAAGAGGAGGGGAAAGAUUAAUCUGUCCCGUGGAUCCAAGUAUUUUAUGAAGCAGCUAUAG